Molecule: messenger RNA, 3928 nt
Organism: Zeugodacus cucurbitae (melon fly)
Lineage: Eukaryota; Metazoa; Arthropoda; Insecta; Diptera; Tephritidae
Gene: SMC6
Product: structural maintenance of chromosomes protein 6
Exons: 17
Coding region: 180-3518 (1112 amino acids)
Biological process (GO): double-strand break repair via homologous recombination; chromosome organization
Cellular component (GO): chromosome; nucleus; Smc5-Smc6 complex
Molecular function (GO): single-stranded DNA binding; damaged DNA binding; protein binding
Source: RefSeq, a predicted model, not a curated record
GUUAAAAGUGGUUUGCGCCAAAGUCAAGCCGAAAAAUUGUUUAGUUUUUUUUUGCGUUUCAGAUAAAACAAUUACGUGUUUCCGCAUUGUGUAAAGUAACAAUUAAUUAAUUUAUUAAUUAAUUAGUCAUUGGUCAUAACUAGAAAACGAAGUGAUAACAUCAUAGACAUUUUGAAAAUAUGAGUUUGAGUCUAUGUCGGAAACGGCGCGUACAGGACCAUAACGAUGCGUCUUCUGUUUCCACAAAUACAACAAUAAAUACACAACAUCGCAGUGCACGGCAACGCAGAAGGGAAGAGCUGUCUAAUGAAAAUGGUGAAAACGUAGCUGCGGCACAAGGAGAUGCCCCAACAUGCAGUCAAGCGAAAAGACUGAAACGUAGCGAGGGCACGCUGUCAGCUUCUCAAAUUGCGCUGGACGGUACCAGGUGUGGGAAAAUCAAAAAAGUUGUUUUGGUAAAUUUUAUGUGCCACGCACAUUACUGCAUUGACUUACAUCCGCGCGUGAAUUUUAUGGUCGGACGCAAUGGUUGCGGCAAAAGUGCUAUUUUAGCUGCGCUGGUAGUGGGUAUGGGUGGGCGUGCGCGUGCCACCAAUCGUUCCACAUCAUUACAUAGCUUAAUCCGUAAUGGUCAAAGUUCGGCGCGUGUUGAAAUCACAAUUUCCAAUGAAGGUGUUGAGGCUUUUAGACCGGACGUGUAUGGUGAUGCGAUCACAAUUGUACGCAGCAUUACACAAACAGCAAGUAAUUAUAAAAUUAAGGGUUCACAUGGACGUAUUGUGUCUGAAAAAUUUGAUGAAUUAAAGCGUAUUAUGGACAUGCACAAUAUACAAGUGGACAAUCCGGCGUUUGUUAUGAAUCAGGAUAGUGCGCGUGAAUUUCUCAAAGAUAUGGAGCCAAAAAAGAAUUAUCAGCUAUUUCUGAAAGCAACCCAGCUAGAUUCAAUACAAGAACAGCUUAUCAAAUGCUAUUAUGAAUAUCAAGACCACAAACAACGCUUAAUACAUAUUGAAAAGAAAUUGGAACAUGACCAAAAGAGAAUUACUGAACUUGAAACCGAACACCGCAAAAUAUUAUCUUUUGCAGAACUUAAGCAUGAAAACAAUCGAAAGAAGACCGAAUAUCAGUGGUCUUUGGUAAAUCAACUGGAAUUGGCUGUUAGUGAUAUCGAAAAAGCGCUUGCCGAAGCUAUGCGCGAUCGUGACAAACUUGAGGAGCAGGCGCAACGCAAAAACGAAAUCGAAAGUCAACUCAAAGCCGAAAUGGACGCCUGCAAAGAAGCCAUCGAUUCAAAUCGCGCGGAGUAUAGUCAAAAGAAUAAUAACUGUCAGGAUAUCAAUAUGCGUUUGAAAGAAAAAUCGAAAAUAUGUCAUGGUCUAAAAAUUGAUGUGGAGAAUGUUAAGAAACGAAUUACGUAUAUGGAAUCACUUAUUGUGGAUUUGGAGCAGAAUAUUACGCAACGCUCGCAAACAAUGGGUGUUGAAGAGCUACGCCGUCGCAAUGAAGCCGAACUGGCAACCUUACGCAAAGAGCAUGCGGAAAACAAGGCGAUGAAUGACUCUGCCAAACGUGAUCAUGACUUAUUUGUCGAGAAUAAAUCACAAAAAGAAGAGGAAUUCAGAAAUAUUAAAAUUCAAGUAGAUAAUUCAGCGCGUAAACUCGAUGGCAUCAAGCGCGAAAUUGCCAACUUACAAGCGAACAAAAAGAAUCGUUUCUCAAUAUAUGGUCAGGAAAUGCAAACACUAUUGGAGGAAAUCGAACGCCAAUAUCGCGCACGUAAAUUUAGUGAACGACCACGCGGUCCCAUUGGCAGUUAUUUGGAUGUACCUGAGCAAAAAUAUCGUAAUGUUGUUGAAAAUCAAAUUGCCGAUUUGUUGCGUGCUUUCAUCGUGAAUAAUACAGCCGAUCGUACGCUAUUGAAUGCAAUUAUACAACAACGCUGUCCCAAUAUGCGUGUGACAAUUAUUACGGCGAAAUUCUUGAAUAGGGUACAUGAUGUACGCGGCGGUUGUGUACGUCCACCGCCCGGUACGCGCUUGCUUUAUGACGUCAUACAGUGUCGUGAUCCCGUCGUCAUGAAUUGCCUAAUCGAUCAAUUAGCUAUUGAGACCAUACUAAUAACGGACACCAAGCAGACCGCCGAACAUUUGACCAUACAACAGGAGCAGGUGCCGCAAAAUUUACGUAAAAUCAUCGUAGACACACAACCGGCUUUGGAGUACUUUCCGGCGCCGAAAUAUCGUAUGUACUCGUUGAAUAUACGCCCAGCACGGCUGAUACAAAUGAAUGUUGACGAAUGCAUCAGCCAGCUUAGCGACAACUACCGUGCCAUCGAAAGUGAAAGAGCCAAACUGCAAGAAGUUUAUGCAAAGUCAGAACGCGAAUUACGCAUCUCGCUGGAGCAGUCUAAAGAGAAGCAAGCACUAUUGCAACGUCAUCGGUCUAAAAUUAUGCGCCUGGAGCAACGUAUUGCCGAUUUGGAAAAUUACGAAUAUCCAAAUACGAAUGAAUUGUGUGUGCUGCAAAACGAGCUCACCGAAAACGAAAGUAAAAUACAGCAAUAUAAAAGCAAAUUGGAGACUAAGAAGAAAGAAUGCGAACAAGCUGAGCUUGAAAAGCAGAAUGUUGAAAUUGAAAUGCGCAAACAUACAUCCAAACUAGAGGCAAUGCAGUGUAAUAUACGCGAGAAAGAGAAUGAAUUAAAUAAAUUACAAAUCGACAUGCGCACCAUGCACGACAAUUUUCAGAGAUUCGAAGAUAAAAAGAGACGCAUUGCCGAGCGUAUACAAAUCGAAGAGACAAAAAAAGCCAACAAGUUAAGAGAGCUCAAAAGCCAAAUGGCAGAGGCGCAAAAGCGUGGCCAACGUGUGCAGACAGAACGCACGCCCGACGAGAUACUGGAUGAAAUCAAAUUGGGUGAAGUGAAAUUGAAGCAAGGUGCCCCGUUAAAAGAAGACCCGGACAAAUUAGAGAAGGAAAUCAAGCGUUUGAAACGUAAACUCUCCGUUGAUCGGAGUACAUUGAAGACAUUCGAAAUUGUCAUUGCGCAAUUGAAGAAAUCCCAUUCACGGCGUAUGUAUUUUGUGAAGCAGUUUAAGGGCCACAUGAUCACCAUGCUGCAAUAUACUUUUAAUAAUGUGCUAAGUAAACGUCGCUUUACCGGUAACAUCGAGGUCAACCACAAAGAGCAGACAAUGGAGAUAUCUGUGGUGCCACGUGACAGUCACAUCGCCGAUGCUGUUACAAAUACGCGUUCGUUAUCGGGUGGUGAACGCUCAUAUACCACGGUCGCAUUUCUAAUAUCACUGUGGGCCUGUGUAGAUCAUCCAUUCUUCUUUCUUGAUGAAUACGAUGUGUUUGCGGAUGAGGUGAAUCGCGAAUAUAUGACACGUUUAUUGAAAUUGGAAGGACAAAAGCGUCCGAAUCGGCAAUUCGUAUUCUUAACCCCACAAGAUAUGUCCAUUGAAGCUAGCGAUUUCAUAAGAAUACAUAGCUUGGCCGCACCAAUUCGUACAUAAUUGAGUUAUCUGAAAUUUGUGACUCUCUUUCAUUGUUUACAUUUACAGUUAAACUGUUGAAUAUUUUCUAUACUUGCUUCGUAACCAGUAUUGUUAAAUUUCGUUUAUUUUCAACAAACACUACACUCAUGGACAUAAAUUUGAUUUAUUAUAUAUUAGAAUUUAUAUGUACUAUAUAUGUAACCAUGUGAUUAUAUGCAUUAACUCAAAUCGUUUUGUAUCUAUGUAUAUGCGUUAACAUGUAUAAACUCGCAAAGAACACAUAAUGUAUUAUUAAUAUGGAAAAACUAAAACAUUAACUAAGGUUUGUUACAUCGUUUAAUUAAAUGUGUAAAUAAAUACGGAUUUUAUGACAUAAAAAAAUGUUUAUUAGUCACUAUAGUAUACAAAUAUUUCGUGAAAUGUAAUCU